CCAUCUCCCUCAACCCCACCGCCGACAUGAGCACCUCCCAGCACAAGCAGGACGAAGAGCAGUCCAUCCCCCUCAACUCGAUGCCUCGCGCGUCCGAUGUUGAGAACGACCUCACCCAUGGCGAGCAUGUCGACAUCAAAGUCUCUGAGCCCCGGACAAACACCAAUGCUCCCAAGAAGAUCACCAUUCCAGGAUUCAUCAUUAUCCCUAUCUGGAUGGCCUGCUCUAUCAGUGUUAUCUUGUACAACAAAUAUGUCUUCUCAAGCCUCAACUUCCCUUACCCCACCUUUCUCACCACCUUCCACUUGACUUUCUCUGCCAUUGCUACCCGAGUGCUGCAACGCACAACGACCCUUGUGGAUGGUGCCAAGGACAUUGAGAUGACUAGAGAUCGAUGGAUUAAAUCUAUUCUCCCUAUCGGUGCCCUUUUCUCCGGGUCCCUGAUUCUGUCCAACUACGCGUACCUUACGCUUUCGGUCUCUUUCAUUCAGAUGCUCAAGGCGUUCAACCCUGUUGCCAUCCUCUUGAUUUCUUUUGCUUUCAAGAUUCAAGAGCCCAACGGCAGGUUGAUCAUCAUCGUCUUGAUGAUUUCCAUGGGUUGUUUCCUUGCUGCUUACGGCGAAGUCCACUUUGAGCUCACCGGCUUCCUCUGCCAAUGUGCCGCUCUUGCCUUUGAGGCUUCUCGACUCGUCAUGAUCCAGAUCCUUCUCCACGGCCUCAAGAUGGACCCCAUUGUGUCUUUGCACUACUACGCCCCUGUCUGUGCGGUCAUCAACGUCUGUAUCAUCCCCUUCACUGAGGGGCUUGAGCCUUUCUACAACUUGCACAGGGUUGGCCUCUUGGUGCUGUUCAGCAACGCUGGUAUCGCUUUCGCUCUUAACGUUGCCGCCGUUUUCCUCAUCUCUGUCGGAUCCGGUCUCAUCCUCACCCUCGCUGGUGUCCUCAAGGACAUCCUCCUCAUCUCCGGCGCGUUCCUCGCUUUCGGGUCCCCCAUCAUGCCUCUCCAGGUCCUUGGGUACUCGAUCUCUUUGGGCGGCUUGGUGAUGUUCAAGACCACCGGUGGAAAGUAAGAAGAGUUGAGAUGUAGUGGGAUGUUCAUGUUGAAGAGAAAGUGAGAGAUAGAUGUGUAUGUUGUUCUAGCCCAUAUAUGGGCGGGCGAUAGAAUAGGAAUGAGGCGCGUAGAUUAAGGAGGAGCGGGAGAACAUCGUCCAACAAACCGUGUAGCCGUAUGAUGUCGAGAUUUCAUCUGCGUGAGGACCGAUCAAAAUAUAGACUUUCUUUUCCUUCGCUUGCAGUUAUCUCUCGACCUUUUUCUUAGUCAUUUCCUUUCUAAUUUUGCCCUCUAUUGAUAUAUUGAGAUGUAUAGGGGCGAAAAGUUGAUAUCAUCAAA
Cryptococcus amylolentus CBS 6039 is the source of this 1390-nucleotide messenger RNA. RefSeq lists its product as hypothetical. Gene Ontology annotation, molecular function: antiporter activity. Lineage: Eukaryota; Fungi; Basidiomycota; Tremellomycetes; Tremellales; Cryptococcaceae. The transcript has 11 exons. Gene Ontology annotation, cellular component: trans-Golgi network; endosome; Golgi apparatus. The coding region runs from base 27 to 1070 and encodes 347 amino acids. The record is from RefSeq and is a predicted model, not a curated record.